GAGACACACACGAAACUCGCCAUUUCUCCAGGUGACUUUUCAGUGGCGGGAGUUGCGACUGCACUGGCAGCUGGAGUUGGCGGUGGACUGUCUGUGGUCUUUGUUCUAGUGGUGUUUUCAAUCGGAUUCCUGUGUGCACUUUGUUUCUGCAGGAGACGCAGGAAUACGAGUACGGACGAGUGAGUCUUUUAUGUGGGAAGUUUUACUGAUUAGUAAAGGCAUUUUUCGAAUGGCCUAUAAUAUUAUUAUAUCUGAAAGAGGUCGUUUAGGCAUUAAUUUAGUUAAAAGCUCACUUACAAAAGUUGUUUCAUAAUAGUGCAUUGACAGUUAUCAGAACCACAUGUAGAUACACAUCAAUAGAGGAAGAAAGGGCACAAUUUCAAUCCAUAGUCUGCAUAACGCUCUGUGGCAGUGUUUGUGAUUGAUGAUGAUGAUUAUGCUAUUUAGGGAAAGUGAAUUGUCGUUGAAUACUAUGGAUAGUACACCUCCACCCCAUCAUUAUGAUGAGAUUCCACCCCCUUCUGGCGAGACUCCUCCCACUUUCAACGAGAAUCAAUCCCCUCCUAUUGAGACUCCACCCACAUCUAAGAAGACUCAACCAGCAACAAACAAGACUCCACCUACUUCCGACAAUCUAAUGUCUAACGAGACUCCGCCCCCUUUUAAUUCCACCCCGCCCGUAUCCAGGUACACUCUCCCUCCCAAGUACCCCUCUUCAAAUCUUUCUCCACCGGAACAAAUGGAUCCGUCCUCCAGACAGGACUCCCGAGGUUCAAACACGGAUAAUCCCGACUCUCCCUCACAUAGUGGUGGCUGCGAACAGGCUGGUAACCGUACUCCACGUCAGGUGUCACAGGAACAGGCCAAAGGUCGGGCGCUGAAGUACAAAGAUCUGGUGGUGGAGCUAAAGGAUCUGGCAGCCCAGUGGUACAUCAUGGGUCUCCAGCUGGGACUGAGUCCAGCGACGCUCGACGAAAUCGGUGGAGGAAGAGACGACGCUUCAAACUGCCUCAGAAACGUCCUACAGGAAUGGUUGGAGAGUUCCACACCGUGUACCAAGGCCAAGAUUGUGGAGGCCAUUAGGUGUCCUACCAUCAAGAUCAUGUGGUUGGCCAAAAAGAUAGAAAAUAACACAGGUAAGCUUAUAGUUACAGGCAAGAAAACGCAUGUGCACACAGUGUGUGAAUUCAAUGGGCUACUAAUGAUGUGUCCUCAUAAUAACUUGGUCACAAAUUAGUGACUUCUCUGCAAUAGCGUUAAGUGUCAAAAGGCUCUGCAAAAACUCGAAAAAGUAAGGUUCAUCUGGGGGUUGAACCCAGGACCUUCUGCGUGUAAAGCAGACGUGAUAACCACUACACCAAUGAACCAGACACACUUACAGUUUGUUCUCCCAAAACCUCACGUAGCUAAUUUGUCAGCAAAAACCAUUUAAAGGCAUAGUAACCAUAAUACGGUU
This is a messenger RNA of Geodia barretti, 1456 nucleotides long. Lineage: Eukaryota; Metazoa; Porifera; Demospongiae; Tetractinellida; Geodiidae. The record is from the annotation of a GenBank genome assembly.